AUUAGGAUGAACACGUAUGAGCCAUGUGGCAGCAACAUCCACUCCUAACUGCCCGGUUCUCCCAUUGAAAAUGAACAAAAAGGAUUGCUGAUCUCAGAAAAUAGGCUGAAUUGUUCGUACAAGAAUGGCAGCUCCUGACCUAUUAGACCCCAAAACAGCAACUCAGAAUGCCAAACCACGGCUGUCCUUUUCUGCAAAACCGACGGUUUUAACUCCAGGAGACGACAGCGACCUGAACCCAACUGUUAUGAAAUGGAAGACCGCCUCGGCUAAUUUUCUGGUAGUGGUGCUUUAUUUGAUUAUCGGCGCCACUGUAUUUCAAGCGCUUGAACAGCCUGCGGAAAGCUCUCAGAAAACCGCAAUCACCAUCCAGAAACUGGAGUUUCUGGAAAAGCACAUGUGUGUCAAUUCCUUGGAACUGGAACUAUUGAUCCAGCAUUUGAUGGAAGCUGUAAAUGCAGGUGUUAACCCUGCAGGGAAUUCUACCAAUCAAACCAGCCACUGGGACUUGGGCAGUUCCUUCUUCUUUGCAGGCACCAUUAUAACCACCAUAGGUUUUGGAAAGAUCUCUCCAACUACUGUAGGUGGAAAAAUAUUCUGCAUCAUUUACGCCUUGUUAGGGAUUCCGCUGUUUGGGUUUUUACUUGCUGGUGUUGGUGACCAGCUAGGAACCAUAUUUGGGAAAGGAAUCGCUAAAGUGGAAGAUGUAUUCCUCCUUUCUUCAUCCACUUCAAGUGUAUCUCAUCAAACUACUCAUUUCCACCACAGUCUUCAUACAAGAAAAUAUGAGAGGAAACAGAAUCCCAGGACUGUUUCCAAACAACGUUCAAAAUUCAAAGUUGAAGGUUUGAAGGAAUGGAAAAUCAGUCAAACCAAAAUUCGUGUCAUCUCCACUUUAAUAUUCAUAUUGUUUGGAUGUCUGUUGUUUGUGGCUAUCCCCGCAAUCAUUUUUAAACAUAUUGAAGGCUGGACAGCUUUGGAGUCUAUCUACUUUGUUGUGAUCACCUUGACAACGAUUGGAUUUGGGGAUUUUGUCGCAGGAGAGAGUCCUGAUAAAGAAUAUUUAGACUGGUACAAACCUGCUGUAUGGUUCUGGAUAUUAGUGGGACUUGCUUACUUUGCUGCAGUUUUGAGUAUGAUUGGAGAUUGGCUUCGUGUCAUCUCAAGGAAAACAAAAGAAGAGGUUGGAGAGAUGAGGGCUCAUGCAGCUGAAUGGACAGCCAAUGUCACAGCAGAUUUGAAAGAGACUCGCAGAAGGCUGAGUGUAGAAAUUCAUGACAAGUUCCAGAGAGCUGCAUCCAUCAAAAGGAAACUGUCCUCAGAACUAGGAGGGCAGCAAACGCAAGAGUUAACUCCAGGCAAAAGAACAUUGUCUGUUAACCUCACUGAUGAGAAAGAUACUCUGCCAACUUUGUCGAAAAAUGGUAGUCUUUAUCUAAAUGGCUUAUGUUCUCAGAAUGCCAGUGGAGAGAUCUCAGUAAUUGAAGAUAUCAAGUAGCAACCAUCAACAGUAAUAAAGAAAUGAAUAGUAUUCAAAGCCAAACAAAGAAACUUUUUUUUUUGGGAGAUCGAAAGACAAUUUCCAUCAGAAACCGUCGUCAGAUAAAAUCUUUCUAAAUUCACAGGUCAUAAGAUAAUGCUGCUGUGAAGGAAUGUAGUUUCGAGUUCAUUCACUUCAAUUUCUAUUUGAUCUGAUUUCAAUUUUGAUCUGUAACAUUGCUUUAUACCUUCAACAAAUCAAAUCAGUGCCUUAACUUUUGGCAGAUGCAGAACCGAGCAUUUAUGUCUUUUGCAUGUCUAUGUGAAUAUUCUGAUUCAUUGUGAAAUUCUACCCAUGACCUGGUUGUAAAUUGUAAAAGUAAUUUCUGACAAUGCCAGGUUGAAGAAGGACAACAUCAUAACAGCAUUCAUAGCCCUAAGUACAAACCAAAAGAGUUCUGAGGAAGGGUGAUGAGACCCAAAACAUUAACUCUGAUAUCUCUCCACAGAUGCUGUUAGACCUGCGGAGCUUUUCCAACAAUUUCAGUUUUCGAUUCAUAGCCAUAGUUUGGACAAACAGCAGUUACAAGAGUUCCAAACACAUUCUUUGUGAUGCAGAAUAAAGAAUUCAAAUAUUCUUUCAGAAAAAGAGCUUGCAUUUGCAAGGAAAUAUUCAGCUAGCAUAGAUGUUCAUUGAGAAUUAUGGAAUCAUGUAUGGGAUUUGCAAGGCUCGUAUUAAUAUGGCUAACAUUGAACACUUAAGAUAAAACAGACAAGGAUUUGAAACUUAUUGCAUUCUCUGACUAUAUUUCAGCAUUUCAACUAAAGGUACAUAUUUUUUAAACUCAUUAUUAGUAAUGAAAUCAACAUUCAUCAACAGUUUAGCAUUUAUAUAAUGUGUCUCCACACCAUAGUGAAUCUUCCCUGCUUCAUUAUUUUCUUGAUUGCCUUAUCAAUAUGAACAGAACUUUCACUAAUACUUUCAAGUUCAGCAAAAAAUGGAUCUUAUUUUCAGAUGGAAAAGGAUUUUUCUUUCUUAGGUUUUUGAAGAAAAUAUUCUCCAAUCAUAAGACUGUAAGAUAAAGAAGUAGAAUGAGGCCAUGCAGCCUAUUGAGUCUGCUGCACUAUUCAAUCAUGGCUGACAUGUUUCUCAACCCCAUUCUCCUGCCUUCUCCAUGUAAACUUUUAUCUCUUUACUAAUCAAAAAUCUCUUCAUCUCAGGCAUACACUCAAUGAUUUGCCCUCCAAGUUUUCUGUGACAAUGAGUUCCCAGAUCAACCACCCUCUGGCUGAAGAAAUUGUUCCACAUCUCAGUUCGGAAGGUCAUCUCAUCACUCCGAGCCACAUUCAUUCUAUACGGGCCUUUCAGUAUUCUAUAAGUUUCAUUGAGACCCCCCUCAGUGUUCUAAACUCCAUCAACCACAGUCCCAAAAUCCACAACUAUUCCGCAAUAUGACAAGCACUUCAUCCCUGGGAUCAUUCUUGUGAACCACCUUUGGAACCCGUUGAAUGUCAGCACAUUUUUCCUUAGGUACAGCAUCUAAAACUGCUUGCAAUAUUCCAAACGUGGUUUGAAUACAGCCUUAUACAGCCUCAGCAAUAUAUCUCUGAUAUUGUAAUCUAGCCUUCUUAAAAUGAAUGCGGACAUUGCACUUGCACUGGCAACUGAACCCAUAAGUUGACCUUAAAAAACUCCUGAACUGGAACUCCCAAGUUUCUUUGUGCUUCAAAUUUUGGAAAGUUUUUCCAUUAUUCUUCCUACCAUAGUGUUCACAUUAUCCGUUAUUGUAUUCUCUCUGCCACUUCUUUGCCCACUCUCAUUGCCUGCCUAAGUACUUCUGCAGCCUCCCCACCUCCUGAAAACUACC
Messenger RNA from Chiloscyllium plagiosum (whitespotted bambooshark), 3347 nucleotides. Its product is annotated as potassium channel subfamily K member 2-like. Gene Ontology annotation, biological process: stabilization of membrane potential; potassium ion transmembrane transport. NCBI's taxonomy places the organism in Eukaryota, Metazoa, Chordata, Chondrichthyes, Orectolobiformes, Hemiscylliidae. Gene Ontology annotation, cellular component: plasma membrane. The record is from RefSeq and is a predicted model, not a curated record. Gene Ontology annotation, molecular function: potassium ion leak channel activity; outward rectifier potassium channel activity.